Messenger RNA from Oryza brachyantha (malo sina), 2279 nucleotides. Its product is annotated as zinc finger CCCH domain-containing protein 66. Gene Ontology annotation, molecular function: mRNA binding; metal ion binding. The record is from RefSeq and is a predicted model, not a curated record. The coding region runs from base 483 to 1712 and encodes 409 amino acids. The transcript has 7 exons. NCBI's taxonomy places the organism in Eukaryota, Viridiplantae, Streptophyta, Magnoliopsida, Poales, Poaceae.
UUGAGAACAUUUCUCGGGGGUGUGGAAUUGUGGUUGAAGGCCGCGUUAGGGUUUCGGUGCGCGCAGCGGUGUGGCAUUGCGGCGGCCUUUCUAACCGGAGGGGCUGUGCUCAGGCAGGUUCGAUCGGGACGCGUUUGAGCCGAGCGUGAUUUCAUAUCGCUGGUUCAUGAUAGGGUUCCAGCUGCUCUUGCAGUUUUCUCCUGUAUCUGUGGCUUCAAUGCUGGUAUGUUUACACAGCCACGCUAGGUUGGGGUCCUUGGGGAUUGCAGAUUUUUUAUUUUAUCUUUGCGUGGUCUUCUUAUGCUUGUAUAUUGGGUUAAAAAUGAUGCUUGAACCUUGGGGAAGAUUGUGUCCGGUGUUAGAGGUCAGUGGUUUUCUAUCAGAGAGGAUGGGCGGAGGUAAUGCGUUAUUGUUGGAGGUGGUCCACAUUUGAGAAUCAGGAGACGAACACAUAGCUACUUGACUUUUGGCAUAAAGAAGCAAUGUGGCAAAUGACUUUAGGAGGAGGAGGAGAGUCUAUGGAGUCUGUUCCAUACCCUGAGCGUAUAGGAGAGCCAGACUGCAGUUAUUAUAUGAGGACUGGACUUUGUAGGUUUGGGAUGACCUGCAAAUUCAAUCACCCCCCAAAUAGAAAGCUGGCAGUUGCUGCUGCAAGGAUGAACGGAGAGUAUCCUUAUAGAGUUGGUCAACCUGAGUGUCAAUACUACUUGAAAACUGGAACAUGCAAGUUUGGAGCAACAUGCAAGUUUCAUCACCCCAGAGAGAAGGCUGCACUUGCAACCCGUGUACAGUUAAAUGUUCUAGGCUACCCGAUGCGUCCGAAUGAGAAGGAAUGCGCUUACUACCUAAGAACAGGGCAGUGUAAAUUUGCAAGCACAUGUAAGUUUCAUCAUCCACAGCCCUCUAAUACAAUGGUAUCUAUGCGGGGCUCUAUGUAUUCCCCUGGACAGUCUGCAACAUCUCCUGGUCAACAUACUUAUCCUGGGACCGUAACAAACUGGACCUUGUCAAGAUCUGCAUCAUUUAUUGCAAGCCCCAGGUGGCCCGGUCAUUCAGGCUAUGCACAAGUAAUCGUUCCUCAGGGCCUUGUUCAAGUUCCAGGGUGGAAUCCUUAUGCUGCACAAAUGGGUUCUUCAUCUCCAGAUGACCAGCAGCGAACACCUGUAACCACUCAAUACUACGGUUCACGUCAGAGUGAAACAGCUGGUAUGGGAGAUCAUGGAAUGUUUCAGUCAUACCAAGGAAGCUCUGUUCCAAUUGGAGUUUACACGGUUCAAGGGGAAAACAUAUUUCCUGAGAGACCUGAUCAACCAGAGUGUCAAUUCUACAUGAAAACUGGAGACUGUAAAUUUGGUGCUGUUUGCAAGUUUCAUCACCCUAAGGAGCGGCUGGUACCUGCUCCAAACUGUGCAUUGAAUUCACUUGGUCUUCCAUUACGUCCGGGAGAACCUGUCUGCACCUUUUAUUCUCGCUACGGCAUCUGCAAGUUUGGUCCUAAUUGCAAAUUUGAUCAUCCAAUGGGAACCCUUAUGUAUGGGAGUGCAACAUCACCAACAGGUGAUGUGUCAUCUUUGCACUAUCAGCUGUCACCCUCACCAGGACAUUCAGGAAUAUUGCUUGAUGGAGGAUCUGGAAGGUCUCAUCGGGUUCCUCAAUCUGAUUCCCAGCAAAUACCCUCUGGCGAUGGAAAUACUGAGAGAGAGGCAUCAUAAGCCCUCCUCGGCCUUUCCUCAUGUUACCUACCAUUCUUGACUCUUCAGUAAUUAUCUCCAACAAAUUCAAAGAGCUGAAGCUGUACAGGCCCUUGUCCAUCCUUUUGCUGCUUCUCUGAACCACCACACACCGGUGCUUCAUCAUGUAUCACACUCAGGCAGGAAAAAGUUCUUGCUUGCCCCCCAAUUCCUGCAUGCCCCGUGAAAAUAAAUGGGGCAACCAUUCUUAUUUAUCCCGACCAUAUAUACACACACAAGAUACACUCACUUCCUGACACUGUUCGGUGAAUGAUGUGCCUCAAUCCCUUUGUUGUAGUUAUACAGGUGGUCUGCAGUGGACAAAGCUUACCAAACUGACUGUAUUGGGGAUGCAACACCUCUUCUAUUUCCUUGUGCUCUUCCUCCUUUCUAGGCAUUGAGGAGUAAGCACAGGACUUGCUGCUUGUUCAAGUGUGCAUGCUGAAAACAACGGAAAUAAUGCGCUGGCUUCAUUGUAAUAAUUGUAAUUUAUGUUCUACGGACUGAAUUAUUUGUUCAAUAAAAGAAUCGUCCAUGGCUGCGCGAUCU